AUGGACAUCACAAAGGCAAAUGCCCGGCCGGCGUGCGAUACAUGCCGCUCCCGCAAAACGAAGUGUGAUCGAGCUCUACCCAGAUGCGGCCGGUGCGUGAGGGUCGGGCAGGCCUGUGGCUAUGCCGGACCACGAUAUCCUUCGCGCGAGGAACUCUCUGGCCAACUGUCUCAGCUGCAGGACCGUCUGACCCAGGCUGAGGCCCAGAUCUCCACGCCUCACCUCCCCAAGCUUGCUGCCUCGUACACUCCAAGCCCCCCUCUCUUCCAUCCCGAACCACCAAACGCCGAGCACUUGGAUGUUAGAAGCAGUCCUCGAAUUCAGGAGGAUGACUAUGUCCCCGUUGACCCCAACUUGAUGGCCAACUUGACCCCUGAACCUAUCAAUGUUCUGUCAUUUACGAGCUCUUUCCCCGAUGGCAUCGACUUCUUUUCCACCAUGAGUGUCGACUGGCCGUUGGAAGGGCCUGGCAACGGUCUGGAGACAGCGCUGCCUGCGUCUGCCUCUCCCCAAACGCUACUUCAUUUUGGGGGCCAAGAAGGCACAGAGACACGUGCUGAGACGGGACAGGUGUCGGCCCAAGACCUUUCAAUAUUGCAUCAGAAAUACUUCAGCAUCCUUUUUCACGCUUGGCCAUUCCAAUCUCGACAGAGGUUCGAAAAAGAGUUGAUGUUCCGGCCAGACUGGCCACCGAUACUUGCCCUUAGUCACGCCAUCGCCCUGUACGCCACCACAGUAUCGCAAACUCACCAGCACUUACAGCAGCGCUGCUACAAGGCUGCUCGCAAAUAUAUCGAAAUGUCAGAGAUGGACGACAAUGAAAGUAGUCUGGCAAACCUCAGCCUCUUUCAAGCGCUCAUCUUUGUGAUUCGGUACGAAAUCACCAGCCAACCAUUGACCCGCGCCUGGAUGACUUUGGGACGCGCCAUCCGUCUCUCCAAGAUGCUCAAACUUGACAAAAUAGACAGCUAUGAGUCAAAGAUGACCCCGGUGGUCGACUUGGAGGUUCGUCUGCCGCCUCCAGCAGAUGCUAUGGAGCUUGAAGAACGGCGGCGGUCUUUCUGGAGCCUAUAUAUUCUAGAGAGUUAUGCCAGCACGCGAACAGGGAUUUCUUGUGAACUUGGUGAAGCCAAAUCAUUCCAAACUCGACUGCCAUCGCCAGGGCCUCUCGAUUCCAGUUUCGUAGCGAUAGACAUGCCAUACCUCGGCGAAGUCAGCGCCAUAUUGCCUCACGCCCUACCUCCAAUAUCGCCUUACACCGGCUGCAUACUCAUGGUGGAAUUGACUCUACAGUGUUUCCAGCAUGCCACUUUACGACAGGCCCCUAGCGAAGGUGUAAGCUUUUGGGACAAUCACUACAGGCUCAUCAAGGAAUUUACUCAGCGGGCUUCUCUCUUGAAAGCACACCUGGAUACCAACGCUGUGAAGACCGACCCCAUCUCGUUCUCUCUGCAUAUGAAUCUAUGCGCCGCCGAGAUUUACCUCCACGAGGCCGCUAUGAAAGAGAUACUUCUACAGCAACUGCCGCACUCGAUGGCGAGUGAGAGCAAGAAGUGCUCUACUGCAGCCGCCUUCCGAAUCGCCAAUGCUGUAAGACUCAACUGGCCGUCUCGCGGAUCCCAGUCAGAUCUUCUAGCCCUCCAAGCAACAUUUAUCGCCUGGCCGCUUGUCAUGGCAAUGAGGUUUCUCAGCCAGGAGCUCGCCUCUGUCGAAGCGAAGAGCAUCUCUGACGGCGUUGCCGUAUCGCACUCGUUGCGGCUGCUCCAGGCUGCACUGGAUCACGUUGAGAAAUCAGAUGGGUACUGGCAUUCCUUGACACGAUUUGUAACCCCGACGCUUCAAAGAUGGGAUGAAAAGAGCGCGUUCGACAUGAAUAGUUUGUGA
Molecule: messenger RNA, 1884 nt
Organism: Clonostachys rhizophaga
Lineage: Eukaryota; Fungi; Ascomycota; Sordariomycetes; Hypocreales; Bionectriaceae
Source: the annotation of a GenBank genome assembly